AUUAGCACUUAAAACUAGGAGUAUGGCUUAAGGGAGUUGAUUUAGUGGCGUUCUGAAGGCACACAGGCCCACAAUUGGCCUGCACAUUACAAGAGUAUUCGUUCAAUUCGGCGCCUUUUACUGGCAACCGGCAACCUGAUUGCCACCUAAGCGGAUGCAAGGCAACCCGUCAAUCGUCAUGCCCAUCUGCGCGUCUAUUUGAAUCGAGGGCGUGAACUGUGCUGAGCGUGUUUAGCCCUUAUGAACUCUGUUAUGUAAGGGUUGUUUGGCCUGAAGGGUGGAAGUUACCCUCCCUGAAGUCCACAGGCUGCUUGUGGCGUAACUAUACCGGGCGCAAAGAAAUAACUGCCCAUUUUAUUUCGGGGUUUUUCAAGCAAAGUCCUGAAAGAUUUGAUGAUUUUUGUUAAACUUCCAAGUUUUUUUUUAAUUUAAAUUAACAAAAAUACCCUUCUCAGGUUAAAGUACCCCUUCAUGUUGGUGAGCCUGGAUCCGAUCAGAUGUGCCUUACCUCUUGCUGUCAGUGUCAAACAGUUUGGUUUUCUAUCGAGUUUUGAGCUUGCCAGCCAAAACUCCUUCUGUUCACAUGAAAAACGUUAAGUGAAAUCACUUAGGAUGCCCUUAGCGAAUUCUGGCGAGCUGUGGCAGAUUCAGCGCGCCAACACUGAGUCUCAAUCGGGGGAUACAGAUGAAGCGGUUGGGGGCGACGAGGCGGCCGGUGGCUCAAGUGAAAAGGACGUGGAAAUUGACAUGGGGGAGAUAGCGAAAAACGGACAUGAAAAGGCCACCCCGUCCCAAUUCAACCUGCUGAAGGUGCUAGGGCAGGGCUCCUUUGGGAAGGUGUUUUUGGUUCAGAAAAUCGUCGGCAGCGACGCCGGCACUCUUUACGCUAUGAAGGUGCUGAAAAAGGCCACCUUGAAGAUAAAGGACAGAUUUCGGACGCAAACAGAACGCAACAUCCUGGUGGAUGUUCAGCAUCCCUUCAUUGUUAAGUUGCACUACACUUUUCAAACCGAAGGCAAGCUCUAUCUGAUCCUGGAUUUUCUCAAAGGAGGCGAUCUUUUCACGCGACUGAACAAAGAGGUGAUGUUCACUGAGGAGGACGCCAAAUUCUACCUGGCAGAGCUGGCCUUGGCCCUGGACCAUCUGCACUCAAUAGGAAUAAUCUACAGAGACUUAAAGCCUGAAAAUGUGCUGCUGGACUCUGAUGGGCACAUUGCGCUCACCGACUUUGGACUUUCGAAGUUGCCCCUCGGGGAUGUGGCGUACAGCUUUUGCGGCACGGUGGAAUACAUGGCUCCUGAGGUGGUGAGCCGCAAAGGCCAUUCAUAUGCAGCCGAUUGGUGGUCGUUUGGCGUCCUGAUGUACGAGUUGCUGACUGGAGGGCUGCCUUUUGAGGGCCACGAUCGCAAGGAUACGCUCACCCAAAUCCUCAAAGCCAAACUUGCCAUGCCCACCAUUCUCAGUCCGGAGGCGCAAAGUCUGCUUAGGGUUCUUUUUAAGAGAAACCCCGCCAACCGGUUGGGGUCGGGAGCCGAAGGCGCCCAGGACUUAAAGCGCCACGAAUUCUUCGCCACCAUCGACUUUGAUGACUUGUUUGCCAAGAAGAUCAAGCCGCCGUUUCAACCAGUGCUGUGCAGCCGGGAGGACGAGUACUUCGAUGAAGAGUACACGUGCAAGACGCCCAAAGAUUCCCCGGGAAUACCGGUUAGUGCAGACACACACGAGUUGUUUAAAGGCUUCAGCUACAUUGCGCCCUGUCUGCUGGAGAACGGCACCGUUUACAAGAAGUCGAUGGUGACGCCGGUGAACUCCUUCGGCGGCAACACUGGCAACUUCUUCGAUGAGUACGUGUUGAAGGAUUUCUUAGGCGCCGGCAGCUACAGCUACUGCAAACUGGGCGUUCACAAAGCCACAGGUCAAAAGUACGCGGUUAAGGUGAUUUUCCGGUAUUUUAAGCCUGCGACUUUUCCUGCUGAAAGUCCCCUGUUUCAGAUAAUUGAAAAGUCCCGAUGCGACUGUCGAGAGGAGGUGGAAAUUUUGCGCAGAUACAACCAGCAUCCUGGCAUAGUCAGUCUGAAGCGAGUCUACGAAGAUACACAGAGCGUCUAUUUGGUGCUAGAGUUGCUAACGGGGGGCGAUUUGCUGGACUAUAUGGUGAUGAAGGGCAAACUAACCGAACAGGAAUCGGCAGUAAUACUGAAAACCCUGGCCAAAUCCAUAGCGUAUUUGCACGAAAAUGGCGUGGUUCAUCGGGACUUAAAGCCGGCCAAUAUACUGUUGGCCGACCGGAAUGCGCCGGAUAGUGUGCGGAUUUCGGACCUGGGCUUCGCUAAACAGCUGAAAGCCGAGAAUGGCUUGCUGAUGACGCCCUGCUACACAAAGUCUUUUGUGGCCCCCGAAGUGCUAAAGCGUCAAGGUUACGAUGCUGCCUGUGAUAUUUGGUCCCUAGGAGUGAUUUUCUACAUAAUGCUUUGCGGGUGUUGUCCGUUUGGAAUCCGCGAUCCGGACAGUCCCCAAGCGCUGCUCAAGAAAAUGGACUCGGGACAGCUGGACUCUAAUGAGCAAUGGAAGAGCUUGUCAAGUGAGGCGCGAGUUCUGGUUUCCAUUAUGCUGCACGUUUCGCCCGGGAAGCGGCCCACGGCCGCUCAGCUCGACCAACAUCCCUGGUUGAAUUCUCAAAUUGUCCAUUAUUAUGGCCAGCGAUCGAACCAGCUCAAAUCCAGCCAAUCGCAGUUGCAGAUCCACGAGCGCGAGCACACGCACGAUCUGACCAAGCAUUUGAAGAAAACGGUAGAGGCCACCUUCAGGGCAAUAGCGACGUCUCCCGAAAUCGGCCCCUUAGGCCCCAUAGCUAUGUCGGAACUAGCCAGACGACGAUUUUUACGAAACGCCACAAUGUUGCAGCAUCCAACUACCUAACUGUAGGCUAGUAAAAGAUAAAGGUUUCUUAUACCGGGGCCUUGCUGAAACAUACCAGAUUGUGCUUCCAUUUUAAAGCCCCGUCUGGGGUUGAUACAAAAUGGGGCUUAUACUUCCACUCCAAACAUUUGCUAGGUAAGUGCUCUAAAUCAAUUUCCAACUGUGAAAGCCCGCGACUUCUUCGAUUAUCUUGUAGUUUUACGCAAAGAAACUGAUUUAUUUGUAAGCAUUUUGUAACAUAAUUUAUGUGCAUUUAACGUUGAGAUGUGAUGUAAGUAUUCGUGAAUGCCAAAACUAGAAUUUAAAUGAUGAUUGUUAGUUGAUUAAGGACAGAUGGUUCAACUUGAGGGUGAGGUUCAUAUCAAGAGUUCUUUUUCUUCGAUUCCCCUUGAACUUACUUAUACGCUGGCUCUAUUUGGGAGGGCUUUAAAAGCGCGAUUACAAAUUAUGUAAAAUAAGUGUAUUAUAGUUGUUUAUAACUCUAGAAUAGGCUGUUGCCAUACAGAUUGCAGUCAAUUUAUUGUCUAAGUAGUUUGUAGCGAAAAACCACUUCUACUACUAUUGUAGCGAAAAACCACAACAAAUUCCUUAUUUGCGCGCCGAGUUUUUGGCCCGCCUUGAAUCGACGUUAUUGAAAUGUAUUUUUUAUACAGUGUUGAACUUUUUGUUGAUAUUUAUCCUGUUGAUGUUGUUAAAUGUAUAAAGCAUAAAUCGGGGCGUUAACAGUAUUCCAUGUAAUUUAUUAUACAUAGUUCAGCUUCUUAAGAUGGAACCAUUUGGCUGGGCAUUUGCAACUGAUGAAAGUGUGCAUCUGUAUCGUAUUAGUCAAUGCGAUUAUCAGUACCUCAUUCACUUGGAAAAUGCAACAUUCACGGUUCAAGUCCAGUGGCGUUUUUAGUUGAAAGAAUAAGCCAUUGGUUCAAGUACCUACUAUUUUAUUAAAUUCUUUUGCAUAUA
This is a messenger RNA of Dendroctonus ponderosae (mountain pine beetle), 3876 nucleotides long. It is a transcript of the gene S6kII, whose product is annotated as ribosomal protein S6 kinase 2 beta. The record is from RefSeq and is a predicted model, not a curated record. Gene Ontology annotation, molecular function: ATP binding; magnesium ion binding; ribosomal protein S6 kinase activity. The transcript is spliced from 14 exons. Lineage: Eukaryota; Metazoa; Arthropoda; Insecta; Coleoptera; Curculionidae. Bases 613 to 2919 code for a protein of 768 amino acids. Gene Ontology annotation, biological process: protein phosphorylation; intracellular signal transduction.